Messenger RNA from Ctenocephalides felis (cat flea), 2127 nucleotides. RefSeq names its product leucine-rich repeat protein soc-2 homolog. The transcript has a single exon. Bases 333 to 2033 code for a protein of 566 amino acids. Gene Ontology annotation, molecular function: protein binding. NCBI's taxonomy places the organism in Eukaryota, Metazoa, Arthropoda, Insecta, Siphonaptera, Pulicidae. The record is from RefSeq and is a predicted model, not a curated record.
UUCGUGUUCGUUGGUGUUCGUGUUCGUAUUCGUGUCCGUGACAGGCGCGCGUGUAACGUUCUGUCAAGUUGUCAACUGUCAAAGCGAGGAACAAAACAGAAAACUAGGGACGCGUUAUUAUUGAUUAAUAUUCGGUUUUAGUGUCUUGGGUAUGUGCAUCAAUUGAUCAUGUUUAUCCGUAGAAAUCGUUUGGUUUCGAUUGAUGUUCUAUCGAGCAUGUAGAGACGAGGCGAAACAACUACGCGAAACCAUGUAACGUAAUACGAACGAGGCAUUCUCACAGAUGUCCAUCUUACCUUGUCUAUUGUUAUCGUCCAUGGGUUCUAUCAGAUAUGCAGACAAACAAGCAAAUGCCUGCUGUGUCUGGCGCGAAACAAUGUCGCAAAAAGGUCACUGUGCUUCUGCCAGAUGAAAACAGGGCUAAGGCCACAGCUAAAAAGCGAUCGCACAAGCCCCUGAUAGAUGUUCCCAGGGAGCUGGCACGUACCAGGGAUGAAGGGCUCGAACGCCUCGAUUUGGGAAAGUGUGAUCUCACAGCCCUACCGCCCGCUGUGGGAUCUCUCAAACAUUUAUCAGAGGUCUAUCUGUACGGAAACCGAAUUCAUCGCUUACCAGGAGCUGUGGGUAACCUACAAUCAUUAGAAGUAUUGGCAAUGAGUGAAAAUCGUCUCACUGCAUUGCCAGAUUCUCUAAGCAAAUGUAAACGUUUAAGAGUUCUUGAUGUUCGCCAUAAUAAACUAGGAGUUGUUCCGGAUGUCGUAUAUAAUUUAUCUUGCUUGACUGACUUAUUUUUAAGAUACAACCGUCUACAAGAAAUCAGCCCUGAUAUAGGUAAGCUUACCAAUUUAACGAUGCUGAGUUUAAGAGAAAAUAAAUUGCAAUCUUUACCUGAUACAAUCGGAUUGCUGGUCAAUCUUGUCACUUUAGAUUUGGCUCAUAAUUAUUUGAAAUCUAUUCCUGAUGAGCUAUGCAAUUGUUUUCGGUUACAAACCUUAGAACUCAGCCAUAAUCAUUUAACUGAAUUACCUGAUGCCAUUGGAAGACUUCGCAGCUUAUCUCGCUUCGGAAUUCGUUAUAAUAAAUUCAAAUCAAUCAACAUAGCGAUUACUCAAUGUACUCUAUUGCAAGAUUUUAAUAUUGAGGGAAAUGCUGUGACUAAUCUUCCUGGUGACUUACUUUCGAGCCUGAACCAGCUAAGAAGUAUAUCGUUGUCAAGAAAUUUAUUCACUGAAUUCCCUCCAGGUGGGCCGGGCCAGUUUACCAGCUCUCUAACAUCUGUGAACUUAGAACAUAAUGAAAUAUCCAGAAUUCCAUAUGGGAUUUUUGUCAGGGCAAAGAAUCUCAUCAAGCUCAACAUGUGUGAAAAUAAACUUACAUGCGUUCCUGUGGAUUUUGGACAGUGGACCAGCUUAAUUGAAUUAAACUUGAGUGCCAACCAGAUCUCUAAAUUACCUGCUGACAUUCAUCUGUUAGUCAACCUAGAAAAUCUUAUCGUUUCCAGUAACAAAUUGAAAACCUUACCUCCAGCCAUUGGUGCUAUGCCCAAGUUAAGAGUGUUAGAUGCCGAAGAAAAUCUAUUGACUGAAAUUCCACCUGAAGUGUUUCAUGCCACUUCACUACGACAUGUAAAUCUUAGCUGUAAUCAACUGACGUCAAUACCAAGAACGGUAGGCUGUUUGAAAAAUUUACUUGGUCUUGGGCUGGGGGAAAAUAGAUUAGUUUCUUUGCCCGAACAGAUUGGUGCAUUGCACUCAUUGCAUACCUUACUAGUCAAUGAUAAUCCUACACUACAUGUGCUUCCUUAUGAAUUGGCACUCUGCAGCAGUAUCCGCGUCCUGAGCCUGGACAAUUGCCCUUUGUCUAGCAUUCCCGCCGAGAUACAACGUGCUGGUGCUACUGUUCUCAUUCGUUAUUUGUGGUUGCAAGGACCAUACCGAGAUGUACCUGGCCGAGAUUGGGACCGAAAAAUAUAUGGAUCAGUCGAUUCAUAUUUGUCAAGCCUCACAAAAAAGUGUUUAACAUAUGAGCUAUAAGUGCAAAAUAAUGUAGGAUAUGUUUUUAAAUUACAUGUUAUCUGUAUUAAAUUGAAAUAUGUAAAUUGAUGGUAUACGAUAUUAAAUAUUUCAA